AUGUCGGAGGCGGCGGAGGCGGCGGCGGCGGCGGCGGCAGUGUCGGGUCCGUCCGGGAGGCCGGAGGACACCCCGGAGGAGGAGGAGGGGGAGGAGGAGGGGGAGCGGGGGGACACCCCGCCCCGGGCACAGCUGCUCGACGCCGUGGUGGAGACCUUCCUGCAGCGCCUGGUGGCCGCCGGAAGCUUCCGGAGAUUUGCCAGCUGCUACCGACGUUUCCACCAGCUGCAGCCCGAGGUGACGCGGAGGAUCUACGACCAGUUCGUGGCCCAGCUGCAGGCUGCCAUCCGGGAUGAGAUCUCGGAGAUCAAGGCGGAGGGGAACCUGGGGCCGGUCCUGGAUGCCCUGGACGCCAUAGUGGAGGAGGCCCGGGGCCAGACCGAACCUGCCUGGCGGCCGAGCGGGGACCCCGAGGCCGACACGGGCAGCAUCCUGGUGCCCUGCGCCCAGCAGCGGCGGGCGGCCCUGCUGCGGGCCCUCCGCGGCCAGCGGGACGAGAACCGGCGACUGGCGCAGGCCGUGCUGGCCGGGCGCGAGCGCAUCCGCGCCCUGCAGGAGCGCAUUCAGGCGCGCAGGGACGCCUGGCAGGCGCUGAGCCAGGACCAGAGGGAACUGCUGACCAGCCUGGGGGGCCCCAAGUGAGCGGCCUUGGCCCCGGUGCCCACCGCCCGUCGACGGGUGGCCCUUCCCCAUCCCCCCUAAGAUGUCUUUCCGGUCCCUGCCCUGCGGCCCUGGACCUCGGGAAUAAAUCUC
Messenger RNA from Tachyglossus aculeatus (Australian echidna), 753 nucleotides. RefSeq names its product polyamine-modulated factor 1-like. Bases 1 to 642 code for a protein of 213 amino acids. Lineage: Eukaryota; Metazoa; Chordata; Mammalia; Monotremata; Tachyglossidae. Gene Ontology annotation, biological process: chromosome segregation. The transcript is spliced from 5 exons. Gene Ontology annotation, cellular component: MIS12/MIND type complex. The record is from RefSeq and is a predicted model, not a curated record.